Messenger RNA from Juglans regia (Persian walnut), 1923 nucleotides. Its product is annotated as L10-interacting MYB domain-containing protein-like. The record is from RefSeq and is a predicted model, not a curated record. The coding region runs from base 685 to 1278 and encodes 197 amino acids. The transcript has 4 exons. Lineage: Eukaryota; Viridiplantae; Streptophyta; Magnoliopsida; Fagales; Juglandaceae.
AGACUCUUUUAGGCAAGAACUCGAAAUCGAGUAUUUCUCCCAAGUAGAUCAUAUGCGAAGAGGAGUGCUAGGGCACGCUUAUGCGAGGUGUCGUGUGUUUGGAUGAGUAUUAUCAGGACACUGAGAGCGUUUGUAGUGACCGAAAUCACUUUAAGUCACUUAAGUGACUAAAGGUCGUUCAAGGCAUGCACUAGAGGGUCUAUCUGGGACUCAACAUGGAUAUACACCAGUGUCCUAUUGAGACUUAGGGUCUGUUUGGGUGUCCAACUACUCUGAGGUAUUCUUGAUAGUUCUUGUACGGAUAGAGAUACUCCACCAUCCAAACGGGUUCUUCUUCCCCAAAUCACCCGAGUCGUCCUUGCACAGCUGGGAGAGAAUCCCCCCACAGUGAACCAGAGACUCACCCGUACUCGACCUCUAUCUCCCUCUCUGCAAUGCCAUUUCAUGUCUCUCCCUUUCUCUCUGUGUCUGCAAUGUAGUACGCGAACCUGAUGAGUUAGGAAUCGAAUCUCUCCAUCGUGAUUCGCUGCUCCCUCACCGAACGCGUGCUCCAUGCUCCAUCCCAUCUUCACUGAACGAUUUCUAUAUCACUGGGUUUUGGCAGGGUAUUUUGUCUGAGGAAGAUUUGAUUCCUCAACCCGUGCCCCUAGAAUCCCACAUUUUCCUGAUAACUAUAAACCACCCAUGGCCAAAGCCACAUUACGUACCAGCCAAUCGAAGUCUAGGGUUCGAAAGCAACAACACUCAAGAUUUCAUCCCACCACAUUAUUCAUUACGGGGCCUCAAACGCGAUCCUUUAAGCGAUACUAUCUCAGAUCUUCAAUGCGUGCUUCGAGGGAGCACUCCAUGGAUGAGUCUGAGCUCCAGCGUGAUCAUGAGUUGUGGACCGAUGGAUUGGAGGAGAUGUUCGUAGACAUCCUCUACCAAGAGACCAUUGAAGGAAAAUUGGUUGGGUCGAAGAUCACCAACCGUGAUCAUCUGAGACUUGCAGAACAGCUGUCUCGAGUUGGGAGGAAGGCAAUUGAUGCGUCACAAAUUAGGGGGAAAAUCACUCGCUUGAGGCAGAGGCUACGAAUGUUCACGGAUUUAAUGGGCCAAACAGGAAUGGAUUGGAAUCCACAUACAAAAACUGUAAUUGCCACCGACGAACAUUGGGCUAACGCAAUAAAGGUGCGUAGCCAAUGGAGGAAAUUCAAGACUAAUAGUUGUCGAGACUACGAUCUACUAUGCACCAUUUUUGGGCAGUCGGUGGCGACGGGUGUUUGCCAUUAUGCGUAGACGCAGCAACCCCCUACGAGUGAGGAGGAGGACCGACUUGAGGAGGAGGUGAGGGCCCAGUACUGGGAACUGCCACGGACGCGCCGAUAGAUAUAGAUGGGCCAGACAUCGAUGGGCUAGCUGGGAGACAGAGACAAGCUUGUCGUCGAAGAAGGGAGCCGGUUCGGAGUAGCAUAUCCCCACAAUUUAGCAAAACUUUAGAAGUUAUGGCCGCCACCGCCGCAACGAAAAAUGAGUUGGAUAAGCAGUUUUUAGAUGAAUGUAGUAGAAAGCGAAGCAAAGGCGAUGAGACUGAGUUUGGUUCAGAUGCGUCACAUGGCAAGUUGGGUGUUGCUAUGAAGUUUUUGGAUGAGAUUACCCCCUGCUCCCUGCACAUCAAUAUAAAAAAGCAGUUGAAAAUUUUAUGCAUGACAAGGCAGUUGAAGCAUUCUUAAUGAUGCCCCCGAACCACAAAAUUGAUUGGAUCUGGGGGUUGCAGUGAAGUAGCUUGUCUCUUGUCGGGAAAAUUAUAUUUUUAUGUUUGCGGAUAUUAUUUGUCAUUGAUAUUGUUGUUUAUGAGCUGCUUAGGUAUUCAGUAUUUAUUGUAGUUGUUGUUUAUUGAUUUAUGGACAACGGUUUAGAUGAACAUGUUAUUAUUACUUGGAU